UGAUAGUCGCACGCUAGCCAGCACUAAAAAGCUUGUCCAGGCGAAAACAGCGUUGCGUGAUUUUUCCGUAAUAUUUCGUCAAAUUUUCCGGCUGCAAAUGCAUUUACAGACGUAAGGCUGCGAACGGACUUGCAGAGAGUUGCAACCGAGUGCCUAGUGGGAAAUUGGUUGAGAAGCGGGUGGAAUUUAAUUCGCAAUUCGGACAUCAACAGGUGCGGUCAGUAACCAUGGCCGAGGUUAAGGACUGGCGGCCGUUUGUUUACGGCGGAGUGGCAUCAAUCACGGCUGAAUUCGGCACUUUUCCCAUCGACACAACGAAGACGCGCCUCCAAAUUCAAGGUCAGAAAAUUGAUCAAACAUUCUCGCAACUGAGGUAUCGCGGAAUGACGGACGCCUUUGUCAAAAUAUCUCGCGAAGAGGGAUUACGGGCCCUGUAUUCCGGCAUUUGGCCAGCCGUUCUACGCCAGGCCACCUACGGAACGAUCAAGUUUGGAACCUACUACACUCUCAAGAAGCUGGCCAACGAGCGGGGUCUGCUAAUCAACGAGGAUGGCAGCGAGCGCGUAUGGAGCAAUAUAAUGUGCGCUGCUGCUGCCGGUGCCAUCUCCUCGGCGAUUGCCAAUCCCACGGACGUACUGAAAGUGCGGAUGCAAGUGCACGGGAAAGGCCAGCAUAAGAGUCUAUUGGGCUGCUUUGGCGAGAUUUACAGGUACGAGGGUGUGAGAGGGCUGUGGCGGGGCGUCGGGCCCACCGCCCAGCGAGCAGUGGUCAUUGCCUCCGUGGAGCUUCCCGUCUACGAUUUUUGCAAACUGCAGCUGAUGAACGCGUUCGGCGAUCACGUGGCGAAUCAUUUCAUCUCAAGUUUUAUUGCCAGCCUGGGUAGCGCAAUUGCCUCGACCCCCAUCGACGUUAUACGGACCCGCCUAAUGAACCAACGACACGUGAGCAUGGCCAUUAAUGGAGUGGCCACGGCGGCAGCUACUCCAAAGCUGUAUAACGGCAGCCUCGACUGCGCCAUACAGACUAUUAGGAACGAGGGACUAUUCGCUCUUUACAAAGGCUUCAUACCCACGUGGGUGAGGAUGGGACCCUGGAAUAUAAUAUUCUUCAUUACGUACGAACAACUCAAGAAGUACUAGCAGCGGCGAAUGGAACGCCGAGGGAAUCCAAGUACAAGAUGUAUUUUAGCAUUCAAACCAAAAAGAUCUGCGCUACGGCCACAUCUGGCGUAACCAUUGGAUCCUAUAUGACGCAGGGGCCUCACUGCAGUCUGCCUCAUAAUGCGGCUAUUCAAUAGCCGGAAACCUGGUCCAGUGCCAUUUUGCCCUAGGCUUCAGGGACAACCAUUGAUCACACUUCAGAUGUUGAAGUAUUCAAGUAUUUGCUUUUUCGGCGAAUUUUCAUCCCUUAGUAUACUAUUUUUCUUGCGAAUCCUUUUCGCCCCAUUGGGCCACCAUUUAAUUAUAUUGCAUUUUUCCUAAGCUUUUAAUUUAAUUACUUAAUGAAUUAGUUCACGAUAAAAUAUUUAUGUGAGUUUGUUUCAUACGUUGAUUUGGUUAGUUCCAAGCGAAUCUUUUUUUUUCAAAAGAUUCGUGUAGCAUGUGCAACAUUGCUGUAAAUAUAUGCAUUUAGAAAUGUGUGCACUGAUUUUACCAAAUACGGAAUGUACAAAUAUGAAAAUUUAUUAAUAAACUGUUUGUUGGAAAUCUCAAAAA
Molecule: messenger RNA, 1715 nt
Organism: Drosophila ananassae
Lineage: Eukaryota; Metazoa; Arthropoda; Insecta; Diptera; Drosophilidae
Gene: Bmcp
Product: mitochondrial uncoupling protein Bmcp
Exons: 5
Coding region: 228-1139 (303 amino acids)
Biological process (GO): transmembrane transport
Source: RefSeq, a predicted model, not a curated record